Messenger RNA from Chrysoperla carnea, 1193 nucleotides. It is a transcript of the gene RfC4, whose product is annotated as replication factor C subunit 2. Bases 114 to 1193 code for a protein of 359 amino acids. The transcript is spliced from 7 exons. Gene Ontology annotation, molecular function: ATP binding; ATP hydrolysis activity; DNA binding. The record is from RefSeq and is a predicted model, not a curated record. Gene Ontology annotation, biological process: DNA-templated DNA replication; DNA repair. Lineage: Eukaryota; Metazoa; Arthropoda; Insecta; Neuroptera; Chrysopidae. Gene Ontology annotation, cellular component: DNA replication factor C complex; nucleus.
UAUGCAGCUGUCAAAGAAAAAUAGCGCGAAAACACAUUUCAAUGCAGCAAGUUACUACAAAGUUUUAAAGCUUUAUUUGAUUAAUUAAUUUAUUAAAAGAAAAAUCUUAAAAUAUGCCAUCAGAAGAUGAAAGUAUGGACGUGGAAGUAGUAGAUAUUACAAAUGAACAACCUUCAACUUCUAGUAAAUCAGAAAAAAACAAAUCUGGACAUUUACCUUGGAUUGAAAAAUACAGACCACAAAAGUUUGAAGAUAUCGUUGGAAAUGAGGAUACCGUUGCUCGUUUAGCUAUAUUUGCUAAAAAUGGAAAUACACCAAACAUAAUUAUUGCGGGCCCACCUGGUGUUGGAAAAACAACCACGAUAUUAUGUCUAGCGCGGAUUAUGUUAGGACCAUCGUUUAAGGAUGCCGUUUUAGAAUUAAAUGCUUCGAAUGAUCGUGGAAUAGAUGUAGUUCGUAAUAAAAUAAAAAUGUUUGCUCAACAAAAGGUCACAUUACCUAAAGGGCGACAUAAAAUUAUUAUUUUGGACGAAGCAGACAGUAUGACCGAAGGUGCCCAACAAGCUUUACGUCGUACAAUGGAAAUUUACAGUAACACAACUCGUUUUGCACUUGCCUGUAACAACAGUGAAAAAAUAAUUGAGCCAAUUCAAUCACGCUGUGCAACUUUAAGAUACUCUGUAUUAUCAGAUGCUCAAAUUUUGGCGAAAAUUAUAACAGUUUGUCAAAGUGAAAAUUUAAAAUAUACGGAUGAUGGCUUAGAAGCGAUUGUAUUUACUGCUCAAGGUGAUAUGAGACAAGCUUUGAAUAAUUUACAAUCAACGGCUAACGGAUUUGGCGAGAUUUCAAGUGAAAAUGUAUUUAAAGUUUGCGAUGAACCACAUCCGUUGCUAGUUAAAGAAAUGUUGAUGCAUUGUGUUAACGGGGAGAUACAAAAAGCUUACAAGAUUAUAGCACAUUUAUGGAAUCUUGGAUAUGCAUGCGAAGAUCUGAUUGCAAACAUAUUUCGAGUUUGCAAGAAUUUAGAUAUCAAUGAAAAUUUAAAAUUAGCUUUCAUAAAGGAAAUUGGUAUUACUCAUAUGCGGAUAGUAGACGGAUUAAGUUCAUUAUUACAAUUAUCAGGAUUAUUAGCACGGUUAUGUGAUGUGGGAGUGAAAUUAAAAACUGAAGAUAGUUUUAAAAUAAGAAAAUAA